This is a messenger RNA of Thermothelomyces thermophilus ATCC 42464, 2345 nucleotides long. RefSeq lists its product as uncharacterized. The transcript has 2 exons. Gene Ontology annotation, cellular component: mitochondrial outer membrane. The record is from RefSeq and is a predicted model, not a curated record. Gene Ontology annotation, biological process: small GTPase-mediated signal transduction; regulation of mitochondrion organization; mitochondrion organization. NCBI's taxonomy places the organism in Eukaryota, Fungi, Ascomycota, Sordariomycetes, Sordariales, Chaetomiaceae. Gene Ontology annotation, molecular function: GTPase activity; GTP binding; calcium ion binding. The coding region runs from base 414 to 2300 and encodes 628 amino acids.
GUAUUGUUUAUUUGUCCCUUACACUGUUAAACAUGAUGAUGAUGCAUGCAUGUAUUCCGUACCUGGCCUGGUCUUAACCUGAUGCGCGAGCGUGGGGCCGGGCCGAUGCGACGUCGCAAGCAUCCAUGGUUGAUGGGUGGGCUUGGGGGUUCCAGCGAGGACGUCAAGCUGCGGGGCUUGAUGAGCUACCUAACAAUGUCCGAAAAUGGACGCCAGCUGGCGACUGAAGGCCAUCAAGAGAACCCGCCAUGGCCUGAUGCCACACACACUUCUCGUUUCGCCAUUGACGAUCCAUCACCACAGAUUCGGUUCGCCCCCACCUCUUUCUGCUACCUCUUGCCAGACCCAAAUUUCCCGGACCAUGGCAUCGUCUUGAGAAAGAAACAGAAGGUCCGAUCAUCCGACAAACAAAAAUGACCACCGCGGUUCGGAUCUGUGUCUGCGGCGACGAAGGCACGGGAAAGUCGAGCCUGAUCGCCUCGCUGGUCAAGGACGUCUUUGUCGCCAACAAGAUCCAAUCCGUUCUGCCCCAGGUCACCAUCCCCCCAACCAGCGGCAGUCCCGAAAAUGUCACCACCACCAUCGUCGACACCUCCGCCCGCCCCCAAGAUCGCACGACUCUGCGCAAGGAGAUUCGGAAAUGCAACGUCAUCCUGCUGGUCUACUCGGACCACUACAGCUACGAGCGCGUCGCCCUCUUCUGGAUGCCCUACUUCCGCUCACUCGGGGUUAACGUCCCGGUGGUGCUAUGCGCCAACAAGUCGGACCUCGCAGGCUCGGGCAACACACCGCAGGUGGUCGAGGAGGAGAUGUUGCCGGUCAUGGCCGAGUUCAGGGAAAUCGACUCGUGCAUUCGCACGAGCGCCAAGGAGCAGCACAACGUCAUCGAAGUCUUCUACCUCUGCCAGAAAGCCGUCACACACCCGAUCGCGCCGCUCUACGAUCACAAGGAGGGCCAGCUGAAGCCCGCGUGCACGGCCGCGCUGAAGAGGAUCUUCUACCUGUGCGAUAAGGACCAGGAUGGCUAUCUGAACGACCAGGAAAUGCACGAGUUUCAGGUCAAGUCGUUCGACAAGCCCCUGUCGCCCGGCGAGCUGGAGAAUAUCAAGGCGACCGUGAGCAAGGCGGUGCCAACCUCCAGCACCGAGAAGGGGCUUGACCUGAACGGCUUUCUGCAGCUGAACAAGCUGUACGCGGAAAAGGGGCGCCACGAAACGAUAUGGAUCAUCCUCAGGAAGCAUCACUACACGGAUAGCCUCAGCCUGGAGGACAGCUUCCUCCAUCCGCGGUUCGAGGUGCCGGACUACGCCUCGGCAGAGCUCAGCCCCGCAGGGUAUCGCUUUUUCAUGGAUUUGUUCCUGACGUUCGACAAGGACAGCGACGGCGGACUGAACGACCAGGAACUCGCGGCUCUGUUUGCUCCUACCCCCGGUUUACCGCCGUCGUGGGUCGAGUCAUCGUUCCCUUCCUCUACCGUCCGGAACGAGGCAGGCCACAUCACCCUGCAAGGCUGGCUUGCCCAAUGGAGCAUGACCACCUUCCUCGAGCCCAAGACGACGCUGGAAUACUUGGCCUACCUCGGCUUCGAGGGGCCAAACGCGUGGGACUCGACGACCGCCGCCCUCAAGGUCACCAAGCCGCGAAAGCGGAGGCGCAGGCCGGGCCGCGUCGAGCGCAACGUGGUGCUCUGCUACAUCCUCGGGUCUGCCGGGUCCGGCAAAUCGUCGCUCCUCGACGCCUUCCUUAACCGGCCCUUCGAUACCCUCUAUCAUCCGACCAUCAAACCGCGCCGCGCCGUCAACAGCGUCGAACUGCACGGGGGCAAGCAGUGCUACCUCAUCCUCGAAGAGCUCGGUGAGCUCGAACCCGCCAUACUCGAGAACCAAGCCAAGCUCGACGCGUGCGAUCUCAUCUGCUACGCGUACGACUCGUCGGAGCCCGACUCCUUCUCGCACAUUGUCGACCUGCGCAAGCGCUACCCGCAGCUGGACGACCUGCCAGCCAUCUACACCGCCCUCAAGGCCGACCGCGACAAGACGACGCAGCGCAGCGAGCUGCAGCCCGACGCCUACACGGCCGCGCUCAACAUGGCCGCCCCCUUGCACGUCAGCGUUACCUGGAACAGUAUCAGCGAGCUGUUCGUCGCCCUCGCCGAGGCCGCCACGAACCCCAGCACGGCGUUCCCCAGGUCGGAAGAGCCGCCUGAUCGGACCAGCCUGUACAUGGCCCUUGCGGCUACUUCGUGCGCCGCCUUGGCGGCCUUCAUGAUAUGGCGGCGGUCGACGAGUUCUUCAGUGUAGGUCAUGGGUCGCUGCGCGAGAGGAAGGGCUGCGCUAUGGGAGCGU